Molecule: messenger RNA, 3167 nt
Organism: Notothenia coriiceps (black rockcod)
Lineage: Eukaryota; Metazoa; Chordata; Actinopteri; Perciformes; Nototheniidae
Gene: cdc42bpab
Product: CDC42 binding protein kinase alpha (DMPK-like) b
Exons: 23
Coding region: 1-2805 (934 amino acids)
Biological process (GO): peptidyl-threonine phosphorylation; actomyosin structure organization
Cellular component (GO): cytoskeleton; actomyosin; cytoplasm
Molecular function (GO): protein serine/threonine kinase activity; ATP binding
Source: RefSeq, a predicted model, not a curated record
AUGGCGUCUGUCGGGGGGCCGUGUGAAGCAGACAUGCUCUGUGAGGGUGGAGGAGAUGGAGCAGCAGCGGUGAGUGAUGAGAAGGAUGCUCGUGGUUAUCUGCAGGCUCUGGCCACCAAGAUGACAGAAGAGCUGGAGGGACUGAGAAACACCAGCCUGGGAGCGAGGGCCACGGACAUGCCAUGGAAGAUGCGGCGCUUCGCCAAGCUGGACAUGUCGGCCCGCCUGGAGCUGCAGUCGGCCUUAGACGCUGAGAUCAGAGCCAAGCAGAGCAUCACGGACGAGCUGAACAAAGUCAAGGCCAACAACAUGUCCACAGAAUGUAAACUGCAAGAUGUGGAAAGUAAAAACCAGGAACUCCUCGCAGAGAUCGACAGGCUGAAGAAGGAGACGGAGGAGCUGCGGCUACGAAGAGGUGUCAAGCACCAGGAUUCCCAGAAUUCCUUCUUGGCUUUUCUCAACGCCCCCACCUCAGCGCUGGACCAGUUUGAUCGCUCGCCAUCCGUUGGCCCAGCUAGCAAAGGCAGACGCGUGGACUCCAUGGAUAACUUCACCCCCUCCAACACUCCAUCCAGGGACGAUGACCCAAAGCUGCACCUCAAGUCCCGCUCGCGGUCACCCUCCAUGGCCAGUGAUAUGGAGCCCAUAGAGUUGAUAGACCACCCCCCUCGUACAGUCCAGACCCCCACAAUGCGCUCAGGAGGGUACGGCAGUAUUGGACGCUCCUCUCCUAAGCCCAAAGCACAUCAGUUUGUGGUGAAGUCCUUCAGCACCCCCACUAAGUGUAACCAGUGUACUUCCCUCAUGGUGGGGCUCAUACGUCAAGGCUGUACCUGUGAAGUGUGUAACUUCUCCUGCCAUGUAACGUGUGCGGACAAGGCUCCAGCUGUGUGUCCCGUGCCCCAGGACCAGACCAAGGGCCCGCUGGGUAUCGACCCUCAGAGGGGCAUCGGUACUGCGUAUGAAGGCACCGUCAGGGUGCCCAAACCUACGGGGGUGAAGAAGGGCUGGCAGAGGGCGAUGGCUGUGGUGUGUGACUUCAAACUGUUCCUGUACGACCUGGGAGAAGGAAAAGCCACUCUGCCAAGUGUCGUAGUCAGCCAAGUCAUAGACAUGAGGGAUGAAGAGUUUUCAGUAAGUUCUGUCCUGGCCUCUGACGUCAUCCACGCCAGUCGCAAAGACAUCCCCUGUAUAUUCAGAGUGACGGCGUCCCUGCUCUCCCCCUCCGCCAACCACAAGCCCUCCAUCCUGAUCCUGGCCGACAGCGAUCAGGAAAGGAACAAAUGGGUGGGCCUCCUCAACGAGCUGCACCGCAUCCUCAAGAAGAACAAGCUGAAGGAGCGCUUCGUCUACGUCCCCAAGGAGGCCUACGACAGCACCCUGCCGCUCAUCAAGACCACGCAGUCUGCAGCUAUCAUAGAUCACGAGCGCGUAGCCCUGGGCAACGAGGAAGGCCUUUUUGUAAUCCAUGUCACCAAAGAUGAAAUUAUCCGGGUGGGGGACAACAAGAAGGUGCACCACAUCGACCUGAUCUCCCAGGAGCAGCUGCUGGCGGUGAUCUCCGGCAGGAACCGCCACGUGCGUCUCUUCCCCACCCAGGCGCUGGACGGCCGCGAGACGGAGUCCUACAAGCUGGCAGAGACAAAGGGCUGCCAGACCGUCGUCUCCGGCCCCGUGCGCAACGGCUCCCUCACCUGCCUCUGCGUGGCCAUGAAGAGGCAGGUCAUCUGCUACGAGGUGAAUAAGAGUAAAGCUCGUCACCGCCGGCUGAGAGAGGUGCAGGCCCCGGGGCCCGUUCAGUGGAUGGGUCUGCUCAGUGAGCGGCUCUACGUUGGAUACCAGUCUGGAUUCACCCGCUACAGUGUCCAUGGUGACGUGUCCCCCGUCAACCUGCUCCACCCCGAGGACCACACCCUGGCCUUCAUCCCGCAGCAGGGCCUGGAUGCUUUCUGCGCUGUGGAGAUCUCCAGCAAGGAGCUGCUGCUGUGCUUCAGCUCCAUCGGGGUGUACGUGGACUCUCAGGGCCGCCGGUCCCGGCAGCAGGAGCUCAUGUGGCCUGCUGUGCCCAUCUCCGCCUGCUACAACGCCCCCUACCUGUCGGUGUACAGUGAGAACGCUGUGGAUGUAUUCGAUGUCAACACCAUGGAGUGGAUUCAGACCAUCCCUCUGAAGAAGGUGCGACCUCUGAAUGUGGACGGCUCUCUGAACCUGCUGGGCCUGGAAACAGUGCGGCUGAUCUACUUCAGAAACAAGAUGGCCGAGGGAGAUGAGCUGGUUGUCCCGGAGACGUCAGACAACAGCAGGAAGCAGCUGGUGCGCAGCAUGAACAACAAGAGACGCUUCUCCUUCAGGAUACCGGAGGAGGAGCGGCUCCAGCAGAGGAGAGAGAUGCUGCGAGAUCCCGAGAUGAGGAACAAGCUGAUCUCUAACCCCACCAACUUCAACCACGUGGCCCACAUGGGACCAGGAGACGGGAUCCAGAUCCUCAAAGACCUGCCCAUGGAGAGCCGGGCGGGCUUCAGCGGCUCCGUCAGCAUCCCCUCCAUCACCAAGAACCGGGCGGAGCCGGGCCGCUCCAUGAGCGCCAGCAGCGGGCUGGGCAUACGCUCCUCCUCUCAGAACGGCAGUGCACUCCGCAGAGAGCUGUCGGGGGGGAGCUACAGCUCCAAACGGCAGACCAUGACCUCCCCCUCGGAGAGCUCCCUGUCCUCAGGGGGGGGCAUGGACUGCGGCGACGCUCCGCUCUCACAGUUUGACAGAGAGGUGAGUAACACUGAGCGUAGAGCUCCAUGUGCGGUUGACUAGAUACUAAAACAAACCCUGUCUCUUUAAGAGGGCUGGUGUGGAUGAGCUGAACCACUAAUGUUCCACUAACUGACGGCUCUUUGUUAAACCAGGCUUUAGUCCCAGCUCUGUAUGAACCCAAAGGCACUUCAUUGUUUCCCUGCCAUCCGACUGUAGACGCUAGUCUUGAAGAUCAAAUAUUAUAGAAGCGAUAAUCUUGCUCCCCAUUCAAACACCUCCCCCUGAACCCAUCCGUCACACGCAUCCCGCCCCCGGGUGCAGGCCUCCACCUCAUCCCAGUCACACACACCGUUCGCUCCCUGUGAUGUAAGCGCUUUAAAGUGAUACCUGCUGUAGCGUUAGCUCGGGCUAGCUGUUGCCUC